Molecule: messenger RNA, 10094 nt
Organism: Linum trigynum
Lineage: Eukaryota; Viridiplantae; Streptophyta; Magnoliopsida; Malpighiales; Linaceae
Source: the annotation of a GenBank genome assembly
CGUAGUUCGACGGCGAAGAUAGCAAGCAAAGCUACUUUCACACUUUCACACAACGAGAGCUCUUGCAUCCGCGGACCCGCCCGUCCACCAUCGUCCAGGCGUUGAUCUCCCUGUUGCUCGGGUUGCGGUUCGCCUGCGAAUAUGGAGAGCUUGAAGCUCUCACCAUCGUCGUCAAUACUGCCGCCGUCACCAUCAAAUGGCCGCGUAUCAAAGUCGCCUCCUAUCGAUGUGUCACUAUCACCGACGUCAUCAUCCUCCGCGCCAUCUAACCUGACGGCCGAGUCAACGUGGGUUGGAUCAGCUUCGUUCAUCGUCUGCGUUCCGACGUCGCUCAAUCACUAUUGUUGUUGGCGUCAGGCGAGACUGCUCAAAUCCGAGCCCCCCGCCAUCACCAGCCUUGUCUCGUCCGCAAGGUCACCAUCAGAGAUCUGCUUUUGCAUCUUGUCGCCCGCCGUUCCGCCGCUAUUGAUUGCUUCUCCUGAGAAGAGAUGGUGCAGUUGAUGAGAUGGGCGCAUCAGGGAGAAUUUGCGAAACCAAGGGUUUCUUUCUCCAUUUGGGCCAUCUUCAACAAAAUGGGCCGCCAAAUUCAAGUGUGGUCGUGAGGCCAAAUUGGCCUUUAUGGGCUUUAGCAUAUGUUUUUGGUAACAGUUUAUCAAAGAACUCUUCAAUUAGUUUUUUGGGUAAGCUAUCUCAUUUUGCAGGCUUUACCCCUCAACAAUAGUCAAGUAUCGAUUGAGGCAUUCACGAUUCAUAAAAUGGUCGUCCCUUGGUGUUCAAAAGGUAGUAUGAUCAAAGAAGUAAUCGUCCCUUCAUCGUCCAGUUGGCAUUCAGGAUCAAAGAAAUGGUCGUCCCCUCUUCCGGUUCAUUAUUGGGCACAUAUCAACCAUUCAUCGCUUUUCAAGACGGGCAUUCACUAUGUUCAUGCUCCAGCUUGAGGGGGAGAAUAGGAGGUCAACAUACAUCGGUCGACUAGCUCAGUCAACAAGUCGACCGCGAUGUACCAAUUGUGUUCAAGUUCAAGAGACGAAGUCAAUCAUCUCCAUCAUCAGGUUGUUCAGAGAGAGUCAGUCGUCUCCAAUCAACCUCGUCCGAGAUGUUAUCAUCUCGAGUUUAGUGGUUCAAGCCAUCAUACUUGUUCUUCACAUUUACUUCUUCAAGCUCGACAUUCUUGUCAUUCAUGUCUUCGCUUGAGGGGGAGUGUUGCGGUUACUUAAACCGUGUUAGUAUUGGGCCUUGUUGGGCCUCGUCUGAUUCGUUGGAUUAGGGUUUUAACCCUAAGUUUAUCUAUAUAAGCUUAGCUAUCGACUUGUGUAAUAGUAAGCCGUCAAGAUGUAAUCCUAAUAAGAGAUCAGCCGUGAGCACUUAUGAGCUCACCGUGGAUUAGUCUCGAUCAAUCAAUCGAUCGAGGAUACCACGUAAAACCUCUUGUCUCGUGUUUUUGUUAUUUUAUUCGUUUCCAUUCCGCAUCAUCAAAUUCUACAGAGGGAGAAGAGAUGAAGGAGACAGUGUAGGAGUAUGUGUGACCGACUCACAAUCCUAGGAUAUAUCUUCUCAUUGAUUAUACUUUUAAAAUGAAGGGAUUGAAGUCAUUGUGUAAUGGAUCUUGAUCUUCACCAAACCACAAAGUAAUCAAGUUUGCACUCACAAUGAUCAUGCUCUGACUACUGACUUGCAGGAAACUACACCACAAAUUAAUCCCUACUAGAGCCCAAAUUUUUAAACUCUAACCGGGUGCAGUAUAGAGCAAGUAUUUAAAUUGUCAACCCGGGCCAAUCCAUGUACCCCUACUUCAAUCCCUUAAGUUUUUAUCUAGCAAAACGGUUUUAGAUUUUUAAAUUAAGAAAACUACAAAUGAAACAAGCAAAGAAAAGUAAAUAAAGGAAAAUUCUAACUAAGGGAGCUUCACCCAGGAGUUGCUUCCCCCUAACUAACUACCGUGACUCGCUGGAUUGAAACGAUUGCUUUGAGCAAGGUAACCGCGAACCACAGAGGGAUGCAAAUAUGGCCGUAGACCACAAUCUCAAUUGCUAAACCAAGGUAAACAUUAUAGGCCGUGUCACUCGGCCCUCUCGGUUUAGGCAAUCGGUGGUUGACUUACUCCCUCGCUCAACUCAAGGGUUGGAUGGCUUAAUCAUGCUUAACCAAUUUGCUUAAUUCAACAUUGAGGUUUUCCCUAAAUUAACCUAGUUAGGUGGCUUAAAAAGCUAAAGGAAAAUCAACUUGAUUGAGUCUCCCUUGGAAGGGGGAUUUUCCUCUCUAAGCUAGGUUAAAGUGGCUAAUUAGAUUACAAAGCAUCUACAUGCACAAACCUAAGGAUGCUAAGCACAAUUAUGCACAAUCCUUAGGUUGUUAAGCACCAACAUGCACAAACCUAAGGAUGCUAAGCACAAAACAUGCACAACCCUUAGAUUGCUAAGCACAAGCAUGCACAAUUAACAUGAAUAAUAUCUCAAUCAUUGAAUUAAACAAUACCCAAUGACAAUCAUUCAAUCUAAACAAGUAAUUACAAAGUAUUAGUUAGGGAUCUACAACACCCAAGAGAAUAGAGUGAGUUUCUAGAGAGAGAGAGGGGGGGUAUUACAAAUUUGAGCUCAAGAUCUUCUUCUUCUUAUAGGCUUGAAUCUCCACCCAAGACUCCAAUGAUGCUCCAAGAUCACUCUAGCACUCUCUCUCUCUCUCUCCCUAGAACUACCCUUUGGUGUUUUAGGUUGAAACCCUAGAGAAAGAAAGUGAUCAUUCUUCAAAAACCAGCUCUCCCUUUCUUUCUCUCCUCUGUUGUCUUCAUAUUUGCCCGAAAGUGAUCAAUUCACGGACGCGUUGGCCAGUUCACGACCGUGAACACCUAAACCGUACAUGAACUCAGUCGUCUCCAAAACGCAGCGCUUUGCUUCCUAGGUUCGCGGUCAAAGGCCCCAGUUCACGGGCUUAGAGACCGUGAACUCGCCUGGCAUUUGUAACUUCGGAUUUGGCCCUAGAUGCCUUGAUGUUCAUGGCCCAUGAACUCGCCUGCCUUGUCCGACCGUGAACUGUGGCUUUUACUCAGACUUUUCUUCGCUUUUUGCUUGACCUCCAAUUAUCCCGAAAUUCGACCUCGACCCUUCCAUACGUGCUAGGACCUGGAACAUAUCAAAAUAAGCACAACCUAGAGUGAAAUAUGGCGAAGAACAAUGAAAUACUAAGCUAAACGAAUAAGAAAUUAGGGGUAAAAUGUGUACAUUUGGGCCCGAAUCACGCCCCCACACUUAGGCGUUUGCUUGUCCCCAAGCAAACCAAGUACAAAACAAGGUAAGCUGACAACUUCUUUUUCAACACAAUUUUUUUGGGUCAAGUAUAGGGCACAAUAUGAAUGAAUCACAAUGGUUAUUUAACAUCGAUCUAUGGACCAAAACAAGGUAAGCAUGGCAACCACCACAAACGACUUUCAACUAUAUUAAGAUUGUGCAUGCGAAAAGUUCUCACAUUAUUCAUCAACCAACACACAACAUGCCUCGACGACUCACCAAUCACAGUUACUCCUGCAUGAAGAUCACAUCAUAGGAACGAACGAUUCAGCACCCUAGGUCCUCACUAGGGUAUAAGAAAUGAACAAAACAUGAUGAAUGAAUCAUUCACUCUCGACCAGUGGGGUCAAGACCAUUUGAUGCAAAAGAUGUGCAUAUUCACGCUCAAUCCUAAUGUCCCUUUAUCAUGACGGUAACCUCUAAAUGUUAGAGUUCACAAGAUGGGUGUCGUUGCUAGCUUGUCCGGAGGUCUUAGACACAGGUUCAAAUGACUGGCUAGGGUCUAGGACAUGGGGAAAAGGCUUUUUGGGUGGUGGCAAACAAAACAUGAGGUUCCGCAUCUUCAACCUAAGACACAAGGUUCUAUGGUUUCGACUAGAACCUUCCCUACAAACAACGGUCACUAGCAUUGGCCAAAAACCGCACUUCCCACUAUUCCAAACCACAACCAAUCACCAAACCAUAUCACGCAUGCUUUCUUGCUGCAUUUGCUAUUCAAUUUUAAGCACAAGAGUGUAGAGGUCAACAACAUGUAAGUGUUCCUAUAGCUUGCAUGCUAAGCAACACUUCUAAGAGUAUGUUCAACAUUUAUUAUAUUUUUGGUGGCCACUCUCUUCUCUUCUUUGCCCUCUUAUUGAUCUCUUUUUUUUCUUUUCUCUUUUCUUUGGGGGCUAGAGAGCUAAAAAACAUGCCACAUUUUUUAACUUAAGGAUCAAUGCUCACUUUGAAAAACUGCCUCCACACUCACUUCACUUCUUAGCAGAACCAUACACAAAUCACUCAUGUGGAACCUUGUUUAAGCUCAAAUAAUAUGAAUGGGGCUUCCAAACACAAGGGUGACUCGAUAAGGUGCAGACACAAAGAAAGUAGGGUCGCUCUAUCUAAAUCAAUCAAGCUCAAGUAGCGAGAGCUACCUAAAAUGAGAGCGACCCUUAGAUACACGGCUCAAAAGGGUUGACUAGGGGAUAAUAAAAUCGGGACGGUCAACAUAUGGAUCGUGGACUAAACCUAUGCCUCCAUCUUCCUUGCUAGCAACAACGUGAAUGCUACGCAUCAUGUAAAGGGGGAUCUAUCACAUAAGAACGAAACGAACGACACAAGUCUCACAUGGCUACCUAGGUGCUCAAUCAUUCGUUAUAAUUCCCUAAACUCGAUGCAUAGCCAACUGUGAAAAGCAAGUAAUCGAUUCAGAACAUCUAUCGGUUCACAAACACAUGAGCAAUGAACCUAUGCACAAACCUAAUACAUGUCUCAGUCAUCAUCAUAGGUUGCAAAAAAUCACAAGCAAAUCAUCCAUAGACAAUGCUAAUAACCAAGAGACUCAAAACAAAUCACCACAAGGUGCCAAUAUGAUCAUGCAAAUGUAGAAGUUGUUAUGCUUGGAGCCCUCGAAUUUUUCAAAUUUGGCAUACAUCAAGUCUCCAAGCAUUCAAAACCACACCAAACAUUCACACACACACACACACACAUGCAUUAUGGACUACCCCCCCCCCCCCCACACACACACACGCACACUUAAGCUUGACAUUGCCCUCGAUGGCGUAAAAUAAGGGGAUAGAACAAUGUUACUGGUCAAGUUGUGAAUGUUUGUGCUCGGGAGUGGAGGGCGGGUGAGCUCUGGAAAAGUGUGGUCACGUCCAAAACACCACCAAAAUGUCUUCAAUGGUCUUCUUACUAGAGCGGAAAGCAAACAAAUCGAUGGUAGAUGGGUUGCCUCCAACCAAACGCUUCUUUAAAAUCGUGAGCUGGACGGUUUCUCCUCAAGUUUCGGUCCACCCAAGAACCUCAUUGAAGUUGAGGUUCUCGUCGGUGAGGUGAAAUCUCAAGUCACGAGCAUUGGAAAAAUCCAUGAUUGAGGGCUCGUGAACUUGAUCGACUUUGAGGCUCCACCCACGAGACCUCUUCUUCUUAAUUUCUUCACUCUUCUCUUAGCCCCAUACCAUGUAGUGCAUCGUUGAUUUACCACCAUCGCAUCCACCAAGAGGGAUCGCCGAUGGUUUGGCCUUGGCUUGGCAAAGAGCCGCAAAUGGGUCCUUCUCCAAAAGCGCAUCGAGGUCGAGUUGAAAGCAUUGGUAUCACUUGUAACUUGUGGAUGUUUCAUCCACCAUGACCUCAUAUUCAUCUUGGACCUCACUUGCUCCUUCUACUUCUUCCUGAUCAACCUCCCUUCCUUCUUCUUCAAUUUUCUCCCCUUGGGAACAUUCAAGAUCUCCCCCCUCUUCAAUGCUUUCUUCCUCCUAUUCAACCUCUUCAUACUCCUUCCCAUUCAUAUCUUCAAGCACGCUUUGGAGGGCAAGAUUCCAUGCAAGCUCAUAGAAGGGAUUUUCUUGCUCCUCCACACUUGUCUCUUGGUCUUCAAGAUUUCUCUCGGGAAGAGGAAGAUGAUGAGAAUUGUCAAUGCAACCUUCUUGUUCCUCCUCGUUCUCCUCCAUAAUGAGAGGCGAUAGCUUGCACAAGCAUGUUCCACCUUCUCCUCCAAUAAUGAGAGGCGAUAGCUUGCAAAAGCCUGUUCCACCUUCUCCAAAAGUGUCAAAUCGGGAGGAGGGAGGAGUUGGAAAUCCGUGUUGGAGCUUGUUCUUGUAAAAUUCUCCACGACAAGCUCCAACUUGGACUUCGCUUCGGGUUGUGGGAGAUCCAAGUUCGAGCACCCUUCAUUGGUGCCUCGAACAUACCGCUCCACCAUGAACUCCAAUUUGCUCUUUGGCUCCGAUUGUGAAGUGGAACAUGGUCUUGAGGUUUGUGCCAUGAAAGCCUCCAUGGCCAAAUACAACUUGGAUUUCUCCUCGGGCUGUGGAGGGAAAUUUUCUUGAUAUGGGGAAGCCUCUUCGUACCCCCAUUGGUAUGGUUGUUCUUCUUGGAAGGGGGGCUGGUAAUAAAACCCGGAUCCUUGGCUUCCCCCUUCUUGUUCACUCCAUGAAGCUCUAGGGUACCCCUAUUCGGGUGGUUGUUCACUCUAUGAAUGUAACAUCCCGAACCUUUUCCCGACAAGAUAUUGUCCGCUUUGGGCCUCUACACCCGCACGAUUUUCGACUUGGGGUGCAAUUCAGGGUGACUUCCCAUGAGGUCACCCAUCCUUGUUGUGCUCCGCACUGAGCACGUUUAACUUCAGAGUUCUCACAAGAACUCCUCCAUUACACCCCAAAACGCGUCUUGUCAGUUAAGCCUGGUUUCUUACUUAUGAACCAUGGAUCUCUCCCGUGCUUUGUCGAUGUGGGAUUUGCCUAAGGUGUUACACACCCCCCCCCCUCGGGACUCAACGCCCUCGUCGAGGUUUGCCCCACCAUCGUUCAAGAGGGAUGCGGAGAGGCUCUGAUACCACUUGUAACAUCCUGAACCUUUUCCCGACAAGAUAUUGUCCGCUUUGGGCCUCUACACCCGCACGAUUUUCGACUUGGGGUGCAAUUCAGGGUGACUUUCCAUAAGGUCACCCAUCCUUGUUGUGCUCCGCACUGAGCACGUUUAACUUCAGAGUUCUCACAACAACUCCUCCAUAACACCCCAAAACGCGUCUUGUCAGUUAAGCCUUGUUUCUUACUUAUGAACCAUGGAUCUCUCCCGUGCUUUGUCGAUGUGGGAUACCCCCACCUAUUGUAGAAGCCAUUGGGAUCCAUGAUUCAUAACCUACACAAACAAAAACACCAAAAGAAAAUCAAACAAACACAAACCACCCUUCAAGACGAAGAGUGGGUAAACAAAACACAACACGAAACGCAGAACAUAAACAAAAAGGCAAGAAAGAAAAUGCUAGAGUAACACUAAGCGACUUUUUCAAAAUAAUGGACCGCGGUUCCACGCCAAAAACUUGACUCGCAUGAAACUACACCACAAAUUAAUUCCGACUAGAUCCCAAGUUUUUAAACUCUAACCGGGGGCAGUAUAGAGCACGUAUUUAAAUUGUCAACCCGGGCCGAUCCAUGUACCCUACUUCAAUCGCUUAAGUUGUUAUCUAGCAUAACAGUUUUGGGUUUUUAAGAAAACUACAAAUAAAACAAGCAAAGAAAAGUAAAUAAAGGAAAUUUCAAACUAAGGGAGGUUCACCCAGGAGUUGCUUCCCCCUAACUAGCUACCGUGACUCGCUGGAUUGAAACGAUUUAUAUGGGCAAGGUAGCCGCGAACCGUAGAGGGAUGCAAAUAUGAUCGUAGACCACAAUCCCAAUUGCUAAAGCGAGGUAAAUAUUAUAGGUCGUGUCACUCGGCCCACUCGGUUUAGGCAAUCGGUGGUUGACUUACUCCCUCACUCAACUGAAGGGUUGGACGGUUUAAUCACACUUAACCAAUUUGCUUAAUUCAACAUUGAGGUUUGCCCUAAAUUAACCUAGUUAGGUGGCUUAAAAAGCUAAAGGAAAACCAACUCGAUUGAGUCCCCCUUGGAAGGGGGAUUUUCCUCUCUAAGCUUGGUUAAAGUGGCUAAUUAGAUUGCAAAGCACCUACAUGCACAAACCUAAGGAUGCUAAGCACAAUUAUGCACGAUCCUUAGGUUGCUAAGCACCAACAUGCACAAACCUAAGGAUGCUAAGCACAAAACAUGCACAACCCUUAGAUUGCUAAGCAGAGGCAUGCACAAUCAACAUGAAUAAUACGUCAAUCAUUGAAUUAAACAAUACCCAAUAACAAUCAUUCAAUCUAAACAAGUAAUUACAAAGUAUUAGUUAGGGAUCUACAACACCCAAGAGAAAAGAGUGAGUUUCUAGAGAGAGAAAGAGGGAUUACAAAUUUGAGCUCAAGAUCUUCUUCUUCUUCUAGGCUUGAAUCUCCACCCAAGCCUCCAAUGAUGCUCCAAGAUCACUCUAGCACUCUCUCACUCUCACACACACUAGAACUCCCCUUUGGUGUUUUAGGUUGAAACCCUAGAGAAAGAAAGUGUUCCUUCUCCAAAAACAGCUCUCCCUUUCUCUCUCCCCGUUGUUGUUUUCAUAUUUGCCCAAAAGUGAUCAGCUCACGGACGCGUUGGCCAGUUCAUGACCGUGAACACCUAAACGCGUCCGUGAACUCAGUCGUCUCCAAAACGCACCGCUUUGCUUCCUGGGUUCACGGUCAAUGGCCCCAGUUCACGGGCUUAGAGACCGUGAACUCGCCUGGCAUCAGUAACUUCGGAUUUGGCCCUAGACGCCUUGAUGUUCACGGCCCAUGCCUCCUCUUCACGGUCUUAGAAGACCGUGAACUGCCUUGUCCGACCGUGAACUGCGACUGUUUCUUGGACGCCUUCACUUCACUAUUACGGGGCAAUUGUCACGGUCGCUAUUUUUCUUCGGUUUUUGCGCUUUUUCACCUUCAAUUAUCCCAAAAUUCGACCUCGACCCUUCCACACGUGCUAGGACCUGAAACGUAUCAAAAUAAGCACAACCUAGCGUGAAAUAUGUCAAGGAACGAUGAAAUACUAAGCUAAACGAAUAAGAAAUGAGUGGUAAAAUGUGUACAUUUGGGCCCGGCCGAAUCAACUACCAUCUCCUUCUUCAUAACUUCAUCGCCUCAUCACUAGGACAUUUUCCCCACAACCCUAGGCUUUACCACCGACCGAUUGGCAAGUUCUAUCUUCACGCUUGUCAGGGUAAGGGGACUAAGAACAAGCUCAUGAUAAAUCUUUAUUGAUGUGAUGUUGAUUAUUUACCCUAAAUACGCUAAGUAUUCCAAAAUAUUCUAUCACCAAAAUUACAUGUCAUUGUAAAAAAUUUCAGAUCUCUCAAAUUUGGAGGAAGUCAUUUGCAAGCAAUCAUGGUUGAUGAAAAUACACUUAAUGACACCAUAGAAAGUUCCUCCAUCUUUCGUUUCCAGAAAAAAUCCCUUUCAAAAAUUUAGUGUAGCUAUGAAUCUUUAUCACAACAGAAGGGGACAGUGACCUUUAACUGUUUAAGCUUAUCCUUCCAUUUACCACACUUAUAAUUAUUAAGAUAACUUCAAAUACUCUCUUGUGAUGGGGAGUUUAGUAAUGUAGUCGGAUACCAUAUAUGGUCUUGAUCGCUUCUUCUUCAGUCUUCUUGUCUUACUCAAUAAUCUCAUUAGUAUCCUUUCUUCUCUCCAACCAGUUCUUGCUCAAGUUCUUGGCUAGUGGGAGUAUCCAAGAUUGUGAUUUUUGCCCUUGGUGAUGGCUCAACUUCCAUUGUUACACGUCCACUUCGAAGAGUGACAGCGUGGCAACCUUCCCUCAGGUUCAGCUCGAUGUUUUGAAGCAUAUCUUGUUGAUUCUAUUGGCCAACCUAUAAGGUUGAAAUCUUCCUGGAAACACCUUCCGCAAACUUAUCAUAUGCAUCGAACCUUCUCGCAGAUGUUGAUAUGAAUUGUCCUACCAUAUCCUCUAGCCUUGACAAUCGACCAUCGGAGGGUCUUCCUUGCUCGGAGUAAGGCAUUUGGCUGGAUUAGAUGAUUGUUGAGUUGACCUUUGGUAUGGUACUUGACUCGAUGACUGCCCUUGAAAAUAUUUUGGCUUCCUAUCCGUGGGGGAGGACCAUGGAAAGUUAGGGUGGUUCCUCCACCCAGAAUUGUAGGUAGAGCGGUAUGGUUGUCAUUCCUUGGUUUUCCUUCGAUGGAAUUGAUUUGUUUUUUUAAUUUGAAAAUUGAAUGUUGAUGUUAUUUGUUGAAUUAAAUGUUUAGAUGUUU